AUACGAUAAAUACAAACUAAAAUCAUAUUGAAGCUACCAGAAAUAAUAGACAACUUUGGCUUCAACAAGCUUCCAAACGCUAUCGUACAACAGCAGUUACCAUACCCAGAAAAAUGAGACUCAAAUCUCUCACGAUUCUCCUCAUAAUCCUCCCAAUUCUGAUGGAUUCCAUCCAACUCUCCACCGCGUUGGGUGGCAGGACGGGCGGCCUUGCUGGCGGUUGGCGUCCAAUCGAGAACCUUAAUGAUCUGAAGGUGCAAAAAAUCGCGAAAUACGCGGUGCAGGAGCAUAACAAGCAGGCCAAAUCAAAAUUGCAAUUUCUACGUGUGGUCAAGGGAGAAACCCAAGUUGUUGCUGGUACCAAUUACAAGCUGGUUAUCUCUGCCAAGGAUGGGGCGGUGCCGCACAAUUAUGAGGCGGUUGUUUGGGAGAAGCCAUGGGAGAAAUUCAGGAAACUCACUUCCUUCGAAGAAUUGAAAGGUUAAUUAAUUAAUUAAUUAAUUUAAAAUAAUGGCUAUGUGUAAGGAUCUUAUGUAAUGCUUUAUGGCAGUAAGUUUCAAUUAUAAUUUUGAUCUACCGAUGAUUAAUGUGAUGUGUAAUUGGAUUUGUGGAUCUCUUAAUGCAUUAAAAGGAGUUUUUAAAAUCAUCAAUUAACAGUCAUCAGUAGUAUAAUCAUUGAAGUUCCAUGGUU
Molecule: messenger RNA, 691 nt
Organism: Olea europaea var. sylvestris
Lineage: Eukaryota; Viridiplantae; Streptophyta; Magnoliopsida; Lamiales; Oleaceae
Product: cysteine proteinase inhibitor 1-like
Exons: 1
Coding region: 114-485 (123 amino acids)
Molecular function (GO): cysteine-type endopeptidase inhibitor activity
Source: RefSeq, a predicted model, not a curated record